AUGCGGAAGGUGGUUUUGGUCACCGGGGCAAGCAGGGCCACUGGAGUCUGUGGAUUCCAGACUCACUUUGGGGUUCUGUUUGCUGCCAGCCUGCGGAUUCAUGCCCUGUGCCUGAAUUGUCCUCUCAGUGGCAUUGGGCUGGCGCUUUGCAAUCGGCUGCUGGCGGAAGAAGAUGAGCUUCACCUGUGUCUGGUGUGUCGGAACCUGAGGAAAGCGGGAGCAGCUCGCGAUGCCCUGCUGGCCUCUCACCCCUCCGCCGAGGUCAGCAUCGUGCAGAUGGAUGUCGGCAGCCUGCAGUCAGUGGUCCAGGGUGCAAAGGAAGUCAAGCAGAGGUUUCAAAGGUUAGACUACUUAUAUCUGAAUGCUGGCAUCAUGCCCAACCCCCGGCUAAACAUUAAAGCAUUCUUCUCUGGCAUCUUUUCAAGAAAUGUGAUUCACAUGUUCACCACAGCGGAAGGACUGCUGACUCAGAACAACAAGGUCACUGCUGAUGGGCUCCAGGAGGUGUUCGAAACCAAUCUCUUUGGCCACUUCAUCCUGAUUCGAGAACUGGAGUCGCUUCUCUGCCACAGGGACCACCCCAGUCGGAUCAUCUGGACGUCCUCUCGCAAUGCCAAGAAGUCUAACUUCAGCCUUGAUGACAUCCAGCACAGCAGAGGCCACGAGCCCUACAGCUCCUCUAAAUACGCCAUUGACCUCCUGAACGUGGCUUUGAACAAUAAUUUCAACCAGAAGGGUCUGUAUUCGAGUGUGACGUGCCCAGGUACAGUACUGACCAAUUUGACAUAUGGAAUUCUGCCUUCCUAUGUCUGGACACUUCUCCUACCAGUGAUAUGGCUUCUUCGCUUUGUUGCAAAUGCAUUCACUUUGACACCGUACAAUGGAACAGAAGCACUGGUGUGGCUUUUCCACCAAAAACCGGAGUCUCUCAAUCCUCUGACCAAAUACCUGAGCAACACCACAGGCUUCGGGACUAAUUAUGUCAAGGGCCAAAAGAUGGACCUAGAUGAGGACACCGCUGAAAAUUUUUACCGAAUCUUGCUGGAACUGGAAAAGCGUGUUGGGAUAGCCAUCCAGAAAUCAGAUCGUUCAAGCUGA
This is a messenger RNA of Acomys russatus (golden spiny mouse), 1098 nucleotides long. RefSeq names its product hydroxysteroid 17-beta dehydrogenase 7 (gene Hsd17b7). Gene Ontology annotation, molecular function: 5-alpha-androstane-3-beta,17-beta-diol dehydrogenase (NADP+) activity; 3-beta-hydroxysteroid 3-dehydrogenase (NADP+) activity; estradiol 17-beta-dehydrogenase [NAD(P)+] activity. The transcript has 10 exons. Gene Ontology annotation, cellular component: endoplasmic reticulum membrane. Bases 1 to 1098 code for a protein of 365 amino acids. NCBI's taxonomy places the organism in Eukaryota, Metazoa, Chordata, Mammalia, Rodentia, Muridae. Gene Ontology annotation, biological process: cholesterol biosynthetic process. The record is from RefSeq and is a predicted model, not a curated record.